Hemiscyllium ocellatum (epaulette shark) is the source of this 6157-nucleotide messenger RNA. RefSeq names its product basal cell adhesion molecule-like. The coding region runs from base 50 to 1828 and encodes 592 amino acids. The record is from RefSeq and is a predicted model, not a curated record. NCBI's taxonomy places the organism in Eukaryota, Metazoa, Chordata, Chondrichthyes, Orectolobiformes, Hemiscylliidae. The transcript is spliced from 15 exons. Gene Ontology annotation, cellular component: plasma membrane.
GCGACCAGCCACAGCUGCAGGGACACGUUCCGAGUCAGAGAGAGAGAAAAUGUAUUGCCUGAGUGGAGUUUUCCUGUUGGUUAUCGCGAUUCCAGGUGCCCUGGGAUCGGUGGAGGUGUCUAUGCCCAAACACGUGGAUGCUGAGGUGGGCCACCCCGUCAGGAUCCCCUGCAGCCACACCGUCUCUGGGACCAGCUCCGAGAUCAUGGUGGAAUGGUUCAUCGUGAAUAAACACAGAGAGCGGCAGAGAAUCGCCUACAAAGAUGAGACAAACAGCGUUACUGACCCUGAUACACCCUACGCCAAGCGAGUGUCCAUGGAUGGUGACUACAGCCUUCUGAUCAACAAGGUCGAGGUGAUGGACGAGAGACCCUUCUUCUGCCAGGUCAUUGCUGGAGCGUCUGGGAGCCAGGAAGGGAAGACCCAGCUCAAGGUCUACGAUACUCCGCAAGAGCCCGAAGUUGAAUCCAACCCAGCCACACUGUCGGUGAACGAGCAGCAUCCCUCCGAGAUUGGUUCAUGUGCCAGUCGGAACGGCUACCCAGCGCCUACCAUUGUCUGGUACAAAGAUGGCGUCAUGCUGCAGUCAGUUACAACUCACAAUCCAGAGAUGUACAUGAUCCCCCGCAUCGUGAAGGAGGCCAGUGGUCUGUUCACUGUCACUAACCGUCUCUACAUGAAGCUGUCUAAGGCUGACAAGGAUUCGGUUUAUCGGUGCCGCGUUCUCUAUCAGACUCUGAACAAUCAGACGCAGACAUUGGACUCCGAAACAUUCCAAGUCACCUUACACUACAACACGGAACACGUGACCUUUAACCUCACCUCCGACUCCGUGAUCCGGGAGGGAGACAAUGUCACCCUGAGGUGUUUUGCCGAUGGAUUCCCACAGCCGGAGUACGCCUACUACAGGAUGGAGAAUGAUGAGGAAACUGACUUGGCUAACAGCAAAAAUGGCCUCUUCACCCUGGCCAACGUGAGGAAGGACGACUCUGGCACCUACGUGUGUGAGGCCCUGGAUUUCGACGCCCCCGACGACGUCGUUCUGAAGAAGCAGCUCAAUGUGGUGGUCAACUAUAUCGACCCCCCGGUGCUCAGUCUGCAAGGUCCCAUCAUCCUCCCCAAGGGCAAGGACGUCCAGAUCUCCUGCACCGCCCAUGGAUCGGUGACCCCGAAGGUCAUUUGGAAAAAGGGAAAGGCGACAGUUUCUGAUUCGGGGAACCUCACCCUGGAGGGAGUCAGCUACCAUUCGGCAGGGAGUUACGUGUGUGAAGCCAAAGCACCAGCGAUCCGGGGGCUGAAACGGAGCCAGAGCAUCGAGGUGCACGUGCAGGGGGAGCCAGAGGUGCAGUCAAACUCACGAAGCCUCACGGUCCAACAGGAAGGUGUGAAGGUGACGUUGACGUGCACAGCGCUGGGUUACCCCAGAGCCAACAUCACCUGGAAUAUCAGCAAGAGGCCCGUGGUGACCCCCACUGACAACGCCGUGAUCAGUCAGGUGUCCUUCCCGGUCACCAAGAGGUUGGCUCAGGAUGGAGUCACGUGUAACGCCACCAACAAAUACGGUUCCGCACUGAGGCACUUCCAGUUGGCGAUCGUUAAACCCACAACAGUGCCACCACUGACGUCAGGAGGGGGCCGUGGGUCUCACGGCAGUGGGGGGGCCGCGAUAAUCGCGGUGGUGGUCUGCAUCCUCCUGCUCCUGCUGGUGGUCGCCAUCUUGUACUGCCUACACAGGAAGGGCAAGCUCACGUGCGGAAAAUCAGAGAAAAAGGACACAAUGAAACUGGGAUCCGAGGAUCAGUGCCUCAGGGAGAAGACGGACAAUUGAGGAUGAAGAUGACAAGAUGGAGGGAUGGUGGAGGAGACCCUGAGUUGGCUGAGGCCCUUGUGAAAAGUCAGCCCCAGCACACCGACCGCAGAACACCAAACCUGCAACGUCCUCCCUCAUUCUCUCAAACAGAUAUAAUAUAAAACGACUGAUUUGAGUUGGCGCUCGUUAUAACAAACACCAGCACCCUGCUGUCCCCAAAAGCAUCUCUCUCCCAGCUCCAGUGACCUUCGGACGAUCAAAGAAGCCGAGAGAAGGACUCAUUCCCGGUUUCUCUGCACCACCCAGUAUGCCCCCAGGGGUGAGAGGGAGCACUCGCAACCUUUGACCUCUCCCGCCAAGCAGUUUGUGUGAGGAACGGUGACCCCUCACCCCCCCCUCGUUCUCGCGCGUCCCCACACAGGCCGGGCUGGAGCUGGACAUGAGCCCAGUCUGUGUUCUGCGAGUCCACACUCCCGACCCCCCCCCUCUCAAAACAUUGGCAGCAGACGUUAACCCAGGCCUGAGGACAGAUAUCGCACCCAUCCAGCAAACCGUACCCCCACCCCCCUGGGAUGGGGACGGGGCAAGCUGCUCUUUCUGGGACAUUAAACCUUGAAUUGUUCAUUUUGACCCUAAGGGUAGGACUAUCCAACUCUCCCCAUGCUGUCCCUGACCCUGGGAGUGUUUGAUGGGGACAGUGUAGAGGGAGUUUUACUCUGUAUCUAACCCCGUGCUGUCCCUGCCCCUGGGAGUGUUUGAUGGGGGGACAGUGUAGAGGGAGCUUUACUCUGUAUCUAACCCCGUGCUGUCCCUGACCCUGGGAGUGUUUGAUGGGGGGGACAGUGUAGAGGGAGCUUUACUCUGUAUCUAACCCCGUGCUGUCCCUGUCCCUGGGAGUGUUUGAUGGGGGGACAGUGUAGAGGGAGCUUUACUCUGUAUCUAACCCCGUGCUGUCCCUGUCCCUGGGAGUGUUUGAUGGGGACAGUGUAGAGGGAGCUUUACUCUGUAUCUAACCCCGUGCUGUCCCUGUCCCUGGGAGUGUUUGAUGGGGGACAGUGUAGAGGGAGCUUUACUCUGUAUCUAACCCCCUGCUGUCCCUGUCCCUGGAAGUGUUUGAUGGGGGACAGUGUAGAGGGAGCUUUACUCUGUAUCUAACCCCGUGCUCUCCCUGUCCCUGGGAGUGUUUGAUGGGAGACAGUGUAGAGGGAGCUUUACUCUGUAUCUAACCCCGUGCUGUCCCUGUCCCUGGGAGUGUUUGAUGGGGGACGGUGUAGAGGGAGCUUUACUCUGUAUCUAACCCUGUGCUGUCCCUGUCCCUGGGAGUGUUUGAUGGGGGGACAGUGUAGAGGGAGCUUUACUCUGUAUCUAACCCCGUGCUCUCCCUGUCCCUAGGAGUGUUUGAUGGGGGACAGUGUAGAGGGAGCUUUACUCUGCAUCUACCCCCUGUCCCUGGGAGGGGAUUGUUGGGGGGACAGUGUAGAGGGAGCUUUACUCUGCAUCUAACCCCUGUCCCUGGGAGGGGAUUGAUGGGGCAAUGUUCUGGUUUGAAUUCUGCUGCCAAACAUCAGGCGCUGGGAUUAGGAGCGAGAUCAAGUCCAUUCGGCCCUCUGAAGAUGAUAGCUCCCUGUUGCGACAGGAUUGGUGCAGGUGUUUGCGAUAACGCGUGACUUGUGCUUGAUUCAAGAGUUUUCGUUUCUUCGUGUUUAUUCGUAACGCUACGUCGGGGGUGGGGGGGAUAUUAGGGAGGAGAUCCCGCCCCCUGGCGCCUUCCCCCCCACCAAUGAGGAAUUGGAUUGUGUUUCUAUCGCGUUUAAUCUGUCGUGUGAUCGAGGGAUCCGAACCCUCGCUUACGUUCCCGGAACCGUGCUCAUCCGUCCUGCCUCUGGUGAGUCGUCUGGAUCUAGGUGGAUCUCCCACGUGACUGUCCGCCAUUCCGUCCAUCUUGUCCGUCCUCUCCCUCGCAAUUGCCCGGAUCCUGCCUCCGAUUGGCUCUUGAGGGAGCCAAUGGCUUCCAUUUAAGCUGCCGUCCCGCUACAUUUUUUUUACACAAAACGUUUCGUUUAUGCUGUUGUUCCCCCACCCCCCAAACACCCAACCCCCACACUCUCCACCCCUCCACCCUCACCCCUCCCCCGCCCCACCGCUCAACCCCAGCCUCGUCCAGCACCCGCUCAGGUCAGGUGGCCUCCGAACUGCUUUGCAUUCUGGGAGGUGGAGCUGCGCACAAAAUCUGGUGGAGUUUUGUGGGGGCAGGGGGGUGUGGGGGAUGCUAGCGACCUGCCCGAACGGCCUCAUCUUCCCUCUAUUCCGCACCCCACCAAAAGGGCAUGAAGGGGAGCGGUGUGCGUUCAGUGAGGUUUCCACAGCUCGGCCAGAGGCGGCCAUUUUGUUUCAGUUCCCUGCUGCUAGCGGGUGAGUCAGUUGGGGGUGGAGUGGGUGUUUCUGACUCCUUUCUCCCCACCUCCCUGGAGAAAACAAACAGUCUAACUGAUGGGGGAGGUGGGGUGGGGGGGCGGGGUCUAUCGAUCUUCAGUCAGUUCCUCCCCCGCCCAUGUCUAUUGAGGGCCGAACUCUCGGACAGGGCGAGGGGAGGCCUGUUGCCCCGUAUGUGAGGUACUGGAGGGGAGGGAAUGUCUGAACGGAUUUGGGAACAUCCCUCACUGAGCACCGAAGCUCAGUAUGAACAUACGGGAGGUGUCUGUGCGAUCGCCCGGAGAGGAUGGCUGGGCCCGUAAAGGUGGUGCUGUACGUUCAGAAAGGUUAGGCCGGGGCCUUACACAGUCCAAGGACAAGCACAAUUGGCAGAGAUUAGGUGAUGAUCCCCUCUUGGGAUUUCCUCAGAGAGCGGGCUCCUUCUCUCUGUAAAGCCCAGCUCGCCAACAACCCCCACCCCACCCCACCCCGCGCUGCUGCCCAGAUCCUUCAUCGUUGGAGUUUCUGUUCCCCCUCAUCACCUUGCCAACAGCCCCGUGCAUUUCUGUCCCACAAUGCAUCAGUCUUCAUAUUCUCAUCCUCAUAUUUGAGUCACUCCCUAUCCUUCCCUCCAGUCCCUACACCCCCUCCCUAUCUCUGUGAAUGCCUCCAACUCCUACACCCCCUCCCUAUCUCUGUAACCUCCUCCAGCCCCUACACCCCUCCCUAUCUCUGUAACCCCCUCCAGCCCCUACACCCCCUCCCUAUCUCUGUAACCCCCUCCAGCCCCUACACCCCCUCCCUAUCUCUGUAACCCCCCUCCAGCCCCUACACCCCCUCCCUAUCUCUGUAACCUCCUCCAGCCCCUACACCCCCUCCCUAUCUCUGUAACCCCCUCCCUAUCUCUGUCACCCCCUCCCCCCCUACAUCCCCUCCCUAUCUCUGUAACCCCCUCCCUAUCUCUGUAACCCCCUCCCCCCCACACCCCCUCCCUAUCUCUGUAACCCCCUCCCUAUCUCUGUAGCCCCCUCCCUCCUGCCAGAUUAGUGUCCACCAUCCCUGAUUCCCAUUGCCCCAUUGAUCUGCCCCUCACCCCUCCCCUGGUGGCCCAGCCCCAGCUUGUGUUUCCAGAGAAACUUGUGCCAUGUCUGUCCUCCCAGGCCUGAGGCCUGCUCCCUCAUUAUUGAGAGAGAGAGAGAGAGAGGGCAAGGAAGUGAGAGAAAAAAAUAGGGAGAGGGAGAGAGUGAGAGAGAGAGAGGAUGGAUGUUGGUUUAACCUGAGGGUCUCUGUGUCUCAGGCCGGAGGGAGAGGUUGUGAAGUCAGGUCCCUCACGGUAAACUCAUGCAGUGUCGGGAAUUGAACCCAGGCUGUUGGCAUUGCCUGGCAUGGCUCCUCAGCUGUCCAGCCAACUGAUCUAACCAGCCACACCACAGAACACCGUACGGCCUGGACAGAGGGGAUGUGGGGGAGAUGUUCCCAUCGGCAGGAGAGACUGGGACCCGAGGGCACAGCCUCAGAGUCAAGGGAAGACCCUUUAGAACAGAGAUAAGGAGAGACUUCUUCAGCCAGAGGGUGGGAAUCUGUGGGGUUCACUCCCACAGAAGGCUGGGGGGGGGCCGGGUCACUGAGUAUAUUUAACACGGAGGUAGAGAGGCUCUUGUGUGUCAAAGGUCAAAGGGAGAAGGUGGAAGAAUGGGGUUGAAAAAUCCGUCAGCCAUGAUCGAAUGGUGGAGCUGAUUCGAUGGGCCGAAUGGCCUAAUGACUGCUCCAGGGUCUCACGCCGUGGGACACAGACAGAGGAGACACUGCUCUGAUCGUCAGCUCAAUAUCCCGGGAGGGGGUGGACGGAGGUCCAUGCAGGAUCUGACCAGGUCCACAGGGAGGGGCUGUUCCCUCAGGGGAAGGUGUGAGGGGUAGAUGGAGCAGAACACUGGU